Molecule: messenger RNA, 15662 nt
Organism: Myxocyprinus asiaticus (Chinese sucker)
Lineage: Eukaryota; Metazoa; Chordata; Actinopteri; Cypriniformes; Catostomidae
Product: microtubule-associated protein 1B-like
Exons: 7
Coding region: 1-11631 (3876 amino acids)
Biological process (GO): regulation of microtubule depolymerization; dendrite development; microtubule cytoskeleton organization
Cellular component (GO): microtubule; dendrite; microtubule associated complex
Molecular function (GO): actin binding; microtubule binding
Source: RefSeq, a predicted model, not a curated record
AUGGAGAUAACUGCGGGCCUGGCGUCGGUUGGAGGGGUUGUUUCCAUGGAAAUCCCGCCCCGGGGUGCGCUCGCAGCGGUGCAGGAGGACGAGGAAGAGCGGCUUCAUCACCCCGGACAGCUCCGGCGCCGCAGCCCGCCUUCUGGCCAAGGGAACUUCUACAUGCUUAUCGUGAUCGGAGAGAUCGCGACAGAGCACCAGCUUCAGAAUGCCAGACAGCACAUAGAGCGAGGUAUCCAGUCCUGGGAUAUCAGCCUAACAGAAUGUGACCUGGACCAACAGCUACAGCUUUUCAUAACCAGACAUUCCGCCCAGUUCUCUGCAGAGGUCAGAGGACAAAGGACUCUGCGCCACAAAAGUGAUGUUCUUGAGACGGUUGUAUUAGUGAAUCCAUCACAAGAUACUGUUAGCUCUGAGAUCCAUUAUCUAGUUUCUGACCCAGCUGUGCACAAGCUUCUUGUCCUGAGUGGGCAGAGCUCUGACCAAGGUGACCUGGUUCUCCAAACUGGAGUCUUUAGUCAUCAAAACUUCUCACGUGUGCUUGCUGAUCCUGGACUCAGUAAUCUGCUGGUUAAAGCUGGCCCUGGACAGCGGCCCUCGCUGACUGUGUCUUGUCGUGGUGAGGCAGGCUGGAGCUCUCUAAAGCAACAACAACAUAUUAGGGAGCUGCUGAAUUAUAGGCUGAAUCCUGAACCCAUACUCCCUAAGAUGGAGGGGGUCAAUGAGUUCACAGAAUACAUAUCUGAGACCGUGGAUGUACCGUCCCCAUUUGACCUUCUCGAGCCUCCGACCUCUGGAGGAUUCCUAAAGCUCUCAAAGCCUUGCUGCUAUAUCUUUCCUGGUGGAAAGGGGGAUUCUGCCCUUUUCGCUGUCAAUGGUUUUAACAUUCUGAUUGACGGUGGCUCUGAGAGGAGGUCAUGCUUUUGGAAACUUGUCAGACAUUUAGAUCGUAUUGAUUCUGUCCUUCUCACCCAUAUUGGUGCUGAUAAUCUUCCUGGGAUCAAUGGUCUCCUUCAGAGGAAGGUCGCAGAGCAGGAGGAGGAGCAGUCUCAAGGUUCAAACUCCUACAGUGACUGGAUGAAGAACUUGAUCUCACCAGAGAUUGGGGUCAUAUUCUUCAAUGUACCAGAGAAGCUUCGCACCUCCGAGUCGAAUUUGAAAGUCAAACGAAGUAUUGAGGAAGCCUCUCUUACAUUACAAUACCUCAACAAGCUGGGAAUUAAACCUGAGCCUCUUUUUCGAGUGGUUAGCAACACCAUUGAGCCAAUCACUCUUUUUCACAAGAUGGGUGUGGGCAGGUUAGACAUGUUUGUCCUUAACCCUGUGAAGGACAGUAAGGAAAUGCAUUUCCUUAUGCAGAAGUGGGCAGGUAACAGCAAGGCCAAAACAGGGAUAGUGCUUCCCAAUGGAAAAGAAGGAGAAAUAUCUGUACCUUAUUUGACAUCUAUCACUGCUCUUGUGGUAUGGCUCCCUGCCAACCCCACGGAGAAAAUCGUCAGGGUUUUGUUUCCUGGCAAUGCACCACAGAACAAAAUCCUUGAAGGACUUGAAAAGUUAAAGCACCUUGACUUCUUGAGGUAUCCAGUAGCCACACAAAAAGACAUAUCUUCUGGGGUCUCACCAUUAACUGUGAAGCAAACCAAAUUAAAGCAAAGAACAGACAGCAAAGAGAGUCUUAAAUCAUCUCCAAAGACUCACACACCAGCUAAACCUUCUAAGAAAGAAAACGAUGAACAUGAGGAUUUAUCCGUCAUUGAAACUAAGAGUGACUCUGUCAAGGAGAACAAGAUUGAAAAAAAGGAAGAAAAGAAACACACCAAACCACUGAAACCGAAAGCAGAAAUGACAGAAAAGAAAAAGUCAUUGAAGGAGAAAUUACUGAAAAAACACCCAAAGGAAAGGGUGUCCAAGAUGGAUGAAAAGAAAGAUAAAGAAAAGAGGGAGGUUAAGAAAGAAAAACAUGAGAUUAAAAAAGACGAUGGUUUGAAAAAAGAUGAAAAAAAGGUUAAAUCCAAGGACACUUCAAAACCUGAACUAAGAAAAAUAACUAAACCUGACCUGAAACCUUUCACACCUGAGGUCAGGAAGACACUCCACAAAGCCAAAACCCAAGGGAAACCCAAAACAAUGAAGAGAAAACCUAUAACUUCCAAGGUGGAGAGUGCAGAGAUUGCAGUAGAACCAGCUCCUGAGAAGACCGAGCUUGAGACACAGAAGAAUGGGACAAGACAAGCCAUAUCUGCUCUGUCUACUUCAGAAGAUCUAACAAAGGAAUUUGAUGAAUUAAAACCCACUAAACUUAAAGAUCACCCUGAAGCCCCAAAAAGUGACUCUAACAUCUUAGAAUUACCAGCUGAAAGAGACACUGAAAGUUCAAAUGUUGCAGUGGAGUAUAGAGAACAAGAUAAUGUUACCCAAACUGCAACAAAUAUAGUGGAGCAGAGCCUUACAGAGUCAGCAGACAUUAAAGAAGCAGUGCCAUCAGCAGAGGUCAAAGAACAACAGAACAAGUCCCAAGAAUCAGAAUUAGAGAAAUUUGAGGAUGAGGGUGCUGCUAUUGAAGAUGAAGAUGAGGAGGAAGUUGAGAUACAAAGUGUUAAAAAGAGGACAGAGGAUGAGGAGGAAGACAUGGGAAUAGGAGAUGAAGAGGGUGAAGGGGCCACAAAGGACACCAAAGACUUGGAAGGAGUGGACAGAAAGCAUGAAGUUGAGGAAAUGGAGAAACAGAAAGAGAGGGAGGAAAGAAAGAAUGAAGCUGAAGAUGAACAGUUUGAAGUAGUAGAUGUGAUUGAGAAAGCUGAGCUAGAGGAAGCAGAGGAGUUGGAUGCCACUGCAGAUGAAGAAACGAAAGAUUUCUCUGCUGAGAAAGUCAAGGAUGUGGACGUCAAAGAAGAAGAGGAUGCGUACUUGUCAAAUGUUGGAGGUGUCACAGCUGGAAUUACUUCUACAGCCCAAGGAGCUGCUGCAGCAGAGAACCUAUCAUACAUCCAGGAUGAAACAAUCCCAGGUUACUCAGAGACUGAGCAGACCAUCUCAGAUGAGGAGAUCCAUGAAGAAGCAGAGGACAGGAUACCACACCUCCAGUAUGAGGUGGGUAGCUAUGAUGUCUCAGUCCCAGACCAACCAGGCUCCUUUGAUGCCAUCCAUGGGAUGAGAGAAAUGCAAGCAGCUGCGGCGGGCAAUGGAACAGUCGAAGUAUUGAUAAAUGCACAGGAGCCAGUUAUUUCUAUCUACACCAGCAUACUUGCAGCUCCACUGGCUGAAGAGGAACAUGUUUCUUCAGCAACAUCUAUAACGGAGUAUGACAAGCUGUCCUCUUUACCCACUUCUGUUGCAGAGGAUCAGUCUGUGGCAUCAGUCACAGCACCUCAGACUGAAGAUACUGGAAAGAGCUCACAGGUUUUGGACACUGUAAACAGUGUACAACCUGUUACCCAGACUGAAGGCACCCAAGGAAAGGAGUACCUGCAUUCAGCUGGAACCAUCUCACCAACAUCAUCCCUAGAGGAGGACAAGUGCUUCAAAUCAUCUCCUUCUGAAGAAUGUCCUCCACUUCCCUCAGAAGGCAAAACAGAGGGAAUUGAGAUGGCUGCUCAUUAUGAUGAUGAAGAGGAGGAUGAGUAUGAAGAUCAAACACCAAAUAUUGACAUUUCACUUGGAAAGUUACAAGAAGGAUAUUCCUCACCUGAAAAACUUGAAAAAGAGAAGGAAAUGGACAAACCAAAAAUGUCUGUGCCUUUAGUCCCAGAUACUUCACCUGACAAAAGAGUCUUACCUCCUGAGAAGGAGAAGGGAUCAGCAUCACAAUCAAAACUCGCUUCCUCAUCACACAGUGUUUCUAAGCCUUCAGAUUCUGAAUCUAUCGUUUUUCCAGAAGCGGAAGACAGGUGCAUUAGCCCUGAUGACAGUACUGUAAAAAUGGCUUCUCCCACACAUUCAGGGCCACCUAGUCCCUCUCACUCUCCCCUCAGAAUGUCACCUUUGGAAGGGAAGGAUAAAGUGUUUCUUAAAGACGUUAACCUAGAACAAGACAAAAGUAAAUUUAAAGAAGAAAAACAAAAACCUGAUAUUUUGGAUAAGAUGGAAAUAUCUCAAGCAGUGGAGGAAGAAAAGAAGAGAACUCAGAAAGCAGACUUUCCCACAUCUGGACAUGUUGAGGCCUUCUCAAUUGAAACAGAAAGUCUAGCAAUGUUGCCAUCAAAAGAAAUAAGUGGCACAGAGGUAAUGCCUCAUCCAAAAGUUGAAAACAAGGGCAAAGGUGAAGAGGAAUUAAAAGAGAGCAGUACGGCCGUAAUCCUGGAGGAUGAUAAUGAUGUUGAUGAAACCCAUGAAGUAAAAUCCUCCACAGAAAAGGAAGCAAAAAGAGACAAGGAGAAAGAGAAGUUAGAGGUUGAUAAAGAGGAUGUUGAGGAAAAGCAUAAGAAGAAAGAUCAGUUACAAACUUCUUUGCCACACACGGAUGAAUCAACAGCUGCUACACCUUUAGAAGCUAAAGAAAAGAAUAUAGAGGUUACAAAACAAGAACAUACAAUAUCAGAACCAGAAAAAUCAGCAUUGCCUGCUACAGAGGAUUUUGAGAUGAAAAAUAUUAAAGAGGAAGAGUCCCAAGAUAAGAGUUAUCUGUCAGUUCUGGAAAGGUCAGAGAUAGAGAAACAGGAGAAACAGGUAGAGGAAGUUAAAUCAGACAAAGUUGAAAAAUCAGAACAGGACUCAAAAGAGAAAGAUCUGACUGAUUCAUCUAGUCAAUCCUUAGACAUACGCUCAGACACCAAAGCAGAAACAUCAACAUACCAUGAUUCGAUUGAAGAACACAAGGGGACACAAAAAGACAUAGUAGAGACAUAUAUUGCAACUGAAUUGGAAAAAACUUCAGAGCAGAAAUCAGAAAUAGUUGAAAUUCAGCCUGAACAGGUAGUUUCAGAGAAAAUGUAUUCAUCUGUCUGUGAAAUAGACCAGUUUAAAGAAGGAGCAGAUGGCCUCAAAUCUCAAGUACAACAGUUAACUGAAAAAACAUAUCUUACCUUAAAAGAUGAAGAAAAAAUAGAAAGUAAAAUUGAAACUGCACUGACAUCUGAGAAAAUGAUUUCAGCUGCCAAAGAUCCUGAAGGAUCUAGAGAUAAAAACAUAGAGGACAUAAAAUCUCAAACACAACAGCAAAUGUCAGUGGAAGACCCACACUCAAAAUCAGAUGCUCGAUCUAUAGAUAUGCAUGUAGAGGACAGCCAGACCAUUACAGAGAAAAUGGAUUUGGCUGCUAAAGAUGAUGAUGUAUCUAAAGAGAAGAAAGUUCAAGAAACCCCAAGUGAGACAGAAAUUACUAGUAAACAAGAUGAAGAAUUGAGCAAGAAGCUUGUGGAAGAAACCAAACCACAUUUAGAAAAAGCAGAUUAUGAAUUUAAAUAUGUUGAAGCAGACAAGUCUCAAAUUUCACAGCCCAUUGUUUCCCAGGACACAUUUAAAGUGCAUCACCCUAGCCAAGACAUAGAAAAAAUUGAAGAAGAAACCAAAUUCAAAAUACAAAUGUUGAUUUCAGAUAAAAAAGAUUUCCCACCAAAAUCAGACCAUGGAUCAAAAGACGAACAAGCAGACUUGAGCCAAGUUCAAGUGUUGCUGUGUGCAUCAGAGAAAAUAGUUUCUACUAAAGAGGAUAAAGACUGGCAAGACAAAAAUGAAGAGGAGAAAAAAGUAGCAACAGAUAGCACCAAACUACACGGCAAACCUGAUGAAGAAUCCACAGAACAUCAGAUUUAUGAAAAAACUGAAUCUGUCUCUAAAUCUGAUUAUAAAUCAAAGGUGCAGAGUCAACCUCUGGAAAUAACAUCACAGAAAGGAGAUUUACAAACAAAAGAGGAUGAAAAAAGCAAAGACAUACAUGUCAAAUCUGAACAACCAUUUAUGUCUGAAGACAUAUCCUCAAUAUCGUAUGAAUCAAACGAUAAGUGUGUGGAGUACAGUCAGCUUCAAAUCUCUCAAGCAAUAUCUGAGAAAACAGACACUGCUGCUAAGCAGGAUCAACAGUUUGAAGAAAAACACACUGAAGAGGUUCUAACUAAAACACCUCAACCAAGCACCUCAACAGAUAUGGCUUCUGACACAAAACAAGAACUUAAGGUGAUGACUGUGAGAGAAGUGGAGACAGAACCUGUUACAUCCAAAUCAGAUAAAACUGUGGAUUCAAAAUCUGAACUUGUGUCAGUAGAUGAAGUAAUGAAAAGAAAUGUGGCAUUAUCUGAACAAAUUCUUCCCAUUGAACAAGAUAAGCCCAUUGAUUCAAAAGUUAGCACAGAGUGUAAGGAGAAAUUAAUGAAAGAAGAUACAUCUAAAUUGGUGUCAGAUAUGGCCCAUGUAGACCAGGGAGAUAAAAAGAAACCUUCAGAGCAAACUUUAGGCUUUGAGACCUUAGAUCUGAUCUGUAAAGAAAAAGUUGAACUGAAAGAAGUACCCCAAGAAGUUACCAAGCAACACACAGCAUUAGAUGAAACAGACACAUUAGCAACAACAGUAGAGCAAACAGGCAUUGGAUUCAAAGUUAAUUUGGAUUAUAAAGAAAAAUGCAUUGAGGAGAUUGCAAAAGAAGCCUCCCUGACUGUGGAAAACACUAAGGGCAGUAUAGAAACAAAAUUUGAUUCUACUUUUCCAACCAAAUUUUCAGAUGAAGAUGAAAGCACAGAGGAAGAUGAAGGAGAUGCUGUUUGUAUGGGAGGUGCAGGUUCAAGACCAUUAUCUGUAGAACCUUGGAAGUCAGAGGAAGCAAAGGCAAGCAGCUCUGGACAACCUUUAACUUCUGAGACAUCUAUGAAAAAAGAGGAAAUUGUGGCACAUUCAGAAGAGGAAGAGUUGAUUCGAGAUUCAAGUGGAAUGCCAGCUGAACAAGAGAAAGAGUGUAGGGUGGAUACCACAUCACUAAAACUUGCUACUGCAGAUAUAUGUAGUAAAUCUGUCACAGAGAUUCCAAGUCAACUCACUCUAACAGAGAGCAAAGUAGCAAGCGUCACACUGUCCAGCUCUACCAGUCAGGCAAGUGUUAAGGAUACUCAACAAGAAACAUUGCCUUCUUCAAAGGAGGCUCCAAAACCUGAGAAGGAGGCUGAGAGAGAAAGGGAAGGAGAACGAGAGGUUGCCUCUCCAGGUUUGGAAUCACAUUUAGAUUUUCAAAAGUCUGGCAUUGUUAAGAAAUGUACUGAGAAGGCUGACAGUGAGAGAAUGAAAUGUGAAAAGGAAAAGGAUGACAGGAUGACUUAUAAAGUGGAAAAAGAGAGCUAUGAAGCUUCUAAAUAUGAGCCAUAUGAAAAGCCCAUUUCAAAAGACACAGAGAAAGAAAGAGAGGAAGAGAGCCAGUCUCCUACUCUGGAUAUAGAUUUUGAUGACAAUAAAAAAGCAAGUCAGUCCCCUUUGCUUGGGGCUGCCUGCCCAGUAGAGGAAAAUAGUGAUGAUGAGCCAGUUUCAUUCAGCAAGGUUGAUUAUCAAACUUCAUUUACUGAAACUAAAACAAGUAUUCACAGCAGCCACUGUGCCUAUUCAGAGCAAGAUAAUAAAGAGCAAUACCAAGAAGAAAAGUUGGGUAGAGAAGAGAGACAAGAUACUCUUUAUGCGGACAAAAGUUUUACAUAUGUUGAAACUUAUGACAGCAGGGCCAUGCCUGCAGCUGGUUUGAGCUCAUUUGCCUCUAGUGAUUUACAAGACAAAUCAGAGAAAUUAGAGAGGGAAGAGAGAGAAAAAGAGAAAGAGACUACCAGAGAGGACACACAUUCUGCUUGUCAAGGAGAAAAGGAAACAAUAAAUGCUAAAUUGUCAGACAUAGAAACUUGUUCAACUGCUUCCAGUCUUUCACAACCUGAUAAGCCAGAGAAAGGGCAUACAAUAGACGACACCUUGGCAACACCUUGCUCAGAUGACUUGGACAAAGCAAAAACUUAUUUUAAAGUUGAGGCCAGUGUGACUGAAACCUCUUCUCAGCAAGGGCUUUCCACAUCAUCACAGACUCAGUCAAGUAUUCAAAGCCAAACAACAUCAACAACAUUUGACUAUGAAGAGAACAGAACAGAGAGUGGAAUCUCAAAAUGUGAAGAUAACAAAGAUAAACAUAAAUUUGAUUCAGUUGAAAGCAAAGAGGACGUAUUCUGUUCUGAUCGUUACUCACCGUCUGAGAAGGACAUACUUCCUGCCAAGUCAUCACCUGAGGAAACAGGCCCCCGUGUCGCCUCUCCUGGUUUUUCUGGGAAAUCAAUGAAUGACGAUGACAAUGUUCUUGCACUUGAGUGCACUAGCAGAACAGAUUAUUUUACCUGCAAGUCAUUGAUUGUGAGUGGGGAGACAGAAGAAUGUAUUGUUAGAAGCCAGAAAAUUUUUGCAGAAGAAGAGGAUGAUUAUGAGGAUGAGGAAGAAGAGGAAGAUGCAAGUGAUGUGGAUAUUGAAAAGGGUGCUAGAGAGAUGUCUGAGAAAGAGUCCAAAGCAUCAUUUGAUAUCAAUACUACAUCUAAACCACCUGAUAUAAAACAAGAAGAGACAAAGGUCUGUGAAUUGGAAUCUGCCCAAACAAAAGAAGAGACCACUGGGUCAUUAGCUUCUGAAGCAACUGCAGCAGUUCUACAGAUGGGCGCAGCAGUUCUACAGAUGGGCACAGCAACGGCUGAAGGACUCACAACUGAGCCUUCAUCAGUACAUGCAGAUCAGCAUGAUGCAUACAGCAUGGAUGGUGAACAGUCAAAGAAACAAGACACCAGUUCAACCCAACCUGACCUAACCAAGCCCAGUGAUGAUAAAUAUGAUGCACAGGAAACUUCAGAUAAAAAGCUUGAAGGUGCAGAAUCCCAAGCCAGUGCUCAGGCAACCAUGUCUGAUGCAACUUACUCUUUGUCCUCCUCAUUCAGUUGCUCUUCUUCAACGUCUGCCUCUUAUUCAACUGGUCAACACUUUGGAGAAGGGCUAGAGCCCCCAAUGACUAUUACCACCUCCCAACUUCGGUCAGAUGGAGACAGUAUAUCAUAUGAAUACUCAUCACUGAAAGAGGAAGAAUCCCCCAUUAUGGAUUUACCAUAUUUAAGUUCUGUGGUACAUUCCAAAGAUGAAUACAUGGAAGUCUCUGAUAGAAUGACACCUGCUACAACAACAGCUGAAUCUAUAUCCAGUCUUGCCAGAUUUUCUCCUCUCAGUCCCUUGGAGGAAUCAAAAUCCUUUCUUCAAGAUCAAACAUCAUCAGCAGAGGAAAAGUCGGAGGAGGACAUGUCAAGCAUUAAAUCUGACAGAGACCACCUCUCUGAUCCUAAACAAGUACCUGUAGUAGAAUUACAUUGCUCGAUAGUGUCAGAAUCAGCAGCUUCUGAGCUUUCUCACCCCACUGAGGUAGAAUCUGCUACAUCUCUUACAUUUAAUAUUGAGCCUUUGCAGAUAGCGGGCCCUCCAGACAAACAAUUACAGGAAAAAUCCUUUGAUGAUGAGCCUGAGGAGAACAAAAGUCAUUUUGAGGAAGGGACAUUACCAUGCAGAAUCGAGUGUGACAGAUCGUCAGCUCCUGAUCAAAAAACAAGCACAGCAUCAUUACCAGGGCAAUUUACCGAUGUAAAAACCUCAGCCACAACAUCACAGUCAUUUGAUCUGCAAACCACAGAUAGAACAACAAAAAUGACAAGUUCUCAAAAUGUGCCAGCCACAGCAUGUGGAACACUCAGUACUUACACCACUAGUGUCGAAAGUAUAAAGCAAGACGGGGCAGAGAAGUCAGAGGAAAUAAAAUACACAACUGAGAAAGCACAGGAGACAGUAGAACUGGAAGAAGAAAAAGCAUGCAAGAUGGAUUAUGAGAAGAUUAUAGAUGAGAAGAAAGACAGAGAAGUAAAAGAGGAAACAAAGGAACAAGAACAGAUGAAACCUGAAGAGAAGGUUGGUGUGAGAUCAGAAAAUGUGGGAGAGAUGCUAGAUGAUGUCAAGAAAGGCAAGUCAGAGCAAAAGAUGGAUAGUGAAGAAAAGGCUAAAGUGGGCUUGGAAGAACCAAAAGAAAAGAAAGAGAAAGAACAGAUGGAAAAGAUGGGAGAAAAGGGAGAAUCUAAAGAUAAAAUGGAAGAGAACAAGGAACACAUAGAAGAAAAGAUUGAAAAAGAUAGCAAGAAAUCAGACACAGCAGAGACUAGCCAGCAAAGUGCCUUUGUGUCUGCAAUUCAGCAAGAGGAGGUUGUAUGUCUAAGGGCUCCACCUGGCUAUGGGGAUGAUGUUUAUGAAAUCAUGGAUGAGGAAGAUGAAGUUGAGGAAGUAAUGAAGUAUGAUUCGAAAGAACCUCAACCAACUCCACCAUUAUCUCAGCCAUCAGAGAUGCAAGCUUCUUACCCUGAGGUCUCCAAGAAGUCAGAAGAGGGAGUAACUCGACCAUCUGACCUUGACAUGGAGACCACAUCUUCUCAGUCGCCUUCACUCUUUAAACAUUGCAAAGGAGAUAUCUCUCCAUCCUUCAUAAACCCAAGCCCACAUGAAUUAUCCAGUGAGGAAGGAGUCAAAAGUGAUCAUUCCAUGAAGGAUGAUGGCGAUGAGCGCGAGCAGCACUCUGUCAAGAGGAGAUCUCACAAAGAGCAGCAUCGUCAUCCCCAUAGUCACCAUGAGGAUGGCAAGGAGGGAACGCACAGCCUGCCGAGCUGUACUGAAGUGGGACAUGGCGUUUUUCUUGCAGGGGAAGAAACUCCUCCCACAUCUUUGAGCGAUGUGUCACUUCUCUCUCAGUCUGACUCAGAUGUUCCUCCAGAGACUGAGGAAUGCCCAUCAAUUACAGCAGAAGGAAACCUUGACUCAGAUGAAGAUGCAGAGCAUCUACCAGUGGACAAAAUGUCUGCUGCGGGUGGCAGUGGAGGGAGCCAUCACUCAUCGUCUCCAAGGAGUCAAGAUCCCCCACCCAUGCCAAUGAAAGACCCUCUUCCUCACCCACCACACCCUGAUGUGUGCAUGGUUGACCCAGAAGCCCUUCUUAAUGGUCAGACCCACACAGAACGACCAGUAAAGAAAGACCUUAAGACCAACAGAGGCUUGAGGAAGAAACUAGGAAAGUCUGCAUCACCAGCACGUAAAGGAGAUGCGAAAAGCAGGCGAUCGACCACGCCUGUUAAGCAGACAGCCAAAGACUCCUCACCUAAUGCCCCUUCACUUAUAAGGAAAGAUUCAGAGAAGACAUUUAAUUUGUCCAAAAUGUCUGAGACGCAAGGAUCCAGGGUAGACAUCUUCAACCCCGGAAGAGGAUUGGUCAAUGGUGUUAAGAGUAAUACAGGCUCCAACCUGAAGUCCAGUGCUGGGACUCCACCUGGACCACCCAUCUACGUUGACCUAGCUUACAUUCCCAACCACUGCAGUGCUAAAAAUGUUGAUCAAGAGUUCUUCAAGCGGGUGCGUGCAGCAUACUAUGUCAUCAGCGGAAAUGACCCAGGCAGUGGUGAACCCAGCCGUGCAGUUCUGGAUGCACUGCUAGAAGGCAAAGCACAGUGGGGCACUAACCUGCAGGUUACUUUAAUCCCUACACAUGACACAGAGGUAACUCGGGACUGGUAUCAACAGACCCACGAGAAACAACAGGAUCUGAAUAUAAUGGUCUUGGCCAGCAGCAGCACAGUAGUCAUGCAAGAUGAGUCUUUCCCUGCCUGCAAAAUAGAAUUUUAAACUGGUUUUCUGUUAAGAGCUUGCUUUUUGUUUUUCAUUCAUUUCUAAUCUUUUAGGUUUAGAUGAGUUCUCCACCCACAGCAUUCCAUCAGCUGCAAUUUAUAGUUUGUAUUCUAAUCUUCAAAGGCAACACAAUCCUAGUGCUGUCAUAGGACUUUUUUGUAAGCUUUGGUCCUGAUCUAAACUAUUGUGCUUUUUUGAUUGCAUCUGUAAGGCUGAAAACUAAAUGUUCAUUAGCUAGCUGCUAUGAAAAAAUAGUAUAAUGUUCAACAUAGGCUGAAGUUUGUCUGUGGAGCUGCAUAGCCAAUUUAAUUUGCUCAUAUUCUUUAACAUAAUUUAUAGAGACCAACAUUUUGUCAUCCAAUGCCUGUAAUUUGAAUUCAAAGCACAAAAAAUGCCCUUGGUAAAUCUGAUUCAUGCCCUGCAACUUUUUUUUUUCUUCCAAUGUUAGCAAAUAUAUCACAGAUAUACAAAGUUGUCUAUGAGAACAUUCUCUUUAUGUACGGUUAAGAGAGACCACUUCUAAGAACACCGACUCACAAAAAUGUAAUGGAACUUCCUUGUGCGCUACUAAGGAGGCUGAACGAGGUCUCCCAAGUCACUUUGAGAUCACAUACCAGCAAAUACAGAAAAGAAAGAAAUAAUGAUACACUAAUUUGCUAAUCCAAAGAGGAUUUAUGCCAAAUCUCAAUUCUUUCAAAUUGUGAUUAACAAAAUCUGCAACCAUAAUCAGAUUUUGGCUUGGCAAGGCUCUAAAAUAAUCACAUGACUCAUGCAAAAGAGUAGAGAGUGUUUUUCAGUGGCUGGUAUUGUAAUGACUUUACUAAAGCACGAUGCUCAGUCUAAACUUUGUAGGUACAUUAAUCAAGUGCUCUGUUGUGGGGAUUUGAAGACUGUAUGUAUCCACCUCUUUAAACAGACUAAUAACAAGAACAGCUUGUCUACCAUCUGCAAAUUAAUUGAGUAGAUUACUGUUAGAGUCAGAUGGAAAUUGUAAUUCAUUACCAAUAACACAAUGUUCCUUGCUUAAGUGAGGAUUUUUUUAUGGUAAUUGUUGUCAAAUUAAAAUUUGGCCAUACCCCUUUAGACCAAUAAUGCUAACAAAUAUUAAUCAAUCUGCCUGUUUUAAAUGUUUUUGGAUUCAGAUUUGACAUUUGCUGAAUGUUUUGUUAUUGAUAUUAUGUAUUGUUUAUAUACAUAUUUGACCAGAGUUGUUUUAGACUGAGAUUCCCCAGACACAAGCACUUUAGGUUUAUCCUGUUUGAAAAGAAAUGUCUCUUUGGUAAUGGAUAUUGCACUGAUUACCAAUGUAGCAUUGAAGGUGUUUUUGUUGUGGAGACUAAUCAAUAUAAUAGAACAGACAAAAUAGUUUUCAGUGGUUGCUGCGAGAGCAAACAGUGAGGGUUACCCUCAUGUGCCUUUUGUAUGAACCUUAAAAGACAGUAAGUGUUAACUGACAAGGUAAAACAUGAAUACAUUUCAAACAAUAUUACAAAUUAAAUAUAUAUUCAUAUACAUACAACUCAGUGUAGAAUAGUUUAGAAUAAUGGAAUAAUUUAUUAUGUAUUUUCUGGAAUUAGAAAUCCAUUAUGACCUUAUUUCUUUAGGUUUAUGAUAAUACAAUUUUAAUUGACUGACAAGUUAGUGCAUUAUAAAAACAGCAGGUGUUUAUAAUGAUAGCACUGUAUUGCACCAUAUGUGAUUGCACUUUUCUAAAAUGAAAAAGCGAGUUUGGUGGGUAGGCAGCAUGUAAAUAAUUAAGUAAUGUGUUCAUUUUUUUAUUUAAUAUUUUGAUCAAAGUGAGAGGCUUUCAGAUAUUUGUUUUCUAGUCUAAAACAGUGAAUGACAGAUGAAAUACUUUAACCUAUAGUAAAUUGUACGAAAGUCAGUUUUUGAGAACAAAUACACUCAAAGUAGAGGGAUGUUACAACGUUUUAAGAUGCAUUUUUGACUUUUUGUUGCUAACAUCCACUAAUUAAUUGGAUUUUUAUGGAGCCCUAGUAUUAUCUCUUUAAAAAUAGAAAGAUUUUUUUAACCCACCUAAAUUUAGGCUUUUUUUUUUUUUUGUUUAUAAUAUUUGGUUCUACUAUUUACAAAAGGCUAAAAACAUAUCAGCAGUCUGCCAUUGGCUUUAGCAUACUGAAAUAGACUGGAUUAACGGCAAGACAGUGGCUCUACAUCUUUUUUUGUUUUUUCAUUGUAAGUACCUUAAUCAAUAGUACUGCGUUAUCUUGACCGUUAUUUUAAAGCAAAGCAACAAGGGCCUACUGGUAAAUACACAGUACUAUUUCCUUCAAAGAAUCAUUGAUAUCAAAUUAUCCAAACCAUUUCAAAAACAAGCUCUAAGAAACACUGAAAUGCCUAUAAGGGUUAAAGGGAUUGUUCACCCAAAAUAAAAAUUCUGUCAUUUCAUUCUUCCAUGAAACACAAAAGGAAAUUUUAGGCUUAAUUUUAAGGACUCACAGGCUCAGUCACCAUUCACUUUCAUUGCACCUUUUUUCCAUACAAUAAAAGUGAAUGAUGGCUGAGGCUUUCAGUCUCUAACCUUAAAGACCGAUUUAUACUUCUGCGUCGAACCUACAGCGUAGGCUACGUGUAGCUACGGUGGUGAACUCCCCUAAUCCACUAAGUCCCAACAGGGGGUCAAGUGGACCUCCUCAUCAAAUCUGAGUGCAUGUCUAGUCUUAUUUAUGUAAAAGUCAGUGUUAUGCAUUGCAAUUUACUUCAUAUUAUUAUUAUUAUUUUUUAAUACAAAUCAAGUUUAGUGGCAGGAUCUUUGUGUACCCUUACUAACUGUUAACACAAAGGUUAGCAGUAGUGGUCAAAGACUAAGAAUUUACCUCUAGGGCCUCAAAACUAAAUGUUUACAUUAAUUAUAUAGACAUUAAUUAAAACAAAUUACUUGAUCCCACUAAUAAUACACACAAAUAUAAACCUACAGUGAUUUUUUAUUUUUUUAUGAUAGAAGGAUUAUGUUAAAUUGGGCUGACUCGAUGUACUGUAUUUCCUUUGGUGUGGAUAGAUUUAAUAUUUGAAAGCAUGAGCAUUUUAUUUCAAAUACCUGGCCUUAGUAACAAGUACGAUAGGAUCUUGUUUAUUAGCUGUGAUUUCUUUCCACACAAAUAUUUCUGUGUUAAAGAUAAAUGCACUAACUUUAAAUAAUAUUUUUGAAUGUAAAAGUUGCUUUGCUAGAUGCUGCUUGAACAAAACAAAGAACUAGCAAAAUAUGCACAUGGAACAGUGAACCUCAGAUAAUGGGUCACAGAGAGAACAGUGGUUUGGAAAGAGUGACUCAUGUACAAAAAAAAAAAAAAAAAAUGACCAUACACUCAUUAUCAGUGGUUGCUGACUAUAGUACUGAUACAUAACUCUUUCAACAAUAACAAUAAAUAACAUUACAUGUACAACAACUACUACACUGAAAACCGAUUACACUACAAAUUUGAGGUUUACUUCUUUAAUGACUUGAAAUGCCAAAAUAAAAGUCAAAACAAAUGACGUAACCUGUACAUAAAUCAAAAUAGCUGACAGUCAUUUAUGUGAAACACUUUCUUUAAAGAAAGUUCUAUGGUCAAUGUAAUUCUACUUUCCAAAAGGUAAAAAAAACAAACAAAAAAAAAAAACAUCUAUUAGUUUACUUUCAUUCUCCAAACACAUCAUUUUAUCAUGUGAUGGAUUCAUUUGGUCAUACACAGUAUGUCAUGCAUAUGUAUCCAUCUUUGCAUGUGAUCUUAAUCAGAAUAAAAGCUAAACUAUUUUAAGAACAUAUAUUUGAACAAGCUAAUUGUCUUUAUGGUACUGAUAUAUGCAUAUAUUAUCAGGCUUGGCUUCUGUUUGCCCUAAGAUGUUGUUAAGAAGAUGCUGUGAUAUAUCCUAAAUUUUUUGGCGCUGUAUGAAUCUUAGUUUUUUUCUUAUUUAGUGCAAUAUUCCACAUUUUGUCUUUAAAAGCUCAACGCAAAAGUAGAUUUCUGCUGACUUACUGUAAACAGACCCAUCCUGGUGAUAAUCAAUAAAAAACAUUUAUCAAAAUU